Exophiala dermatitidis NIH/UT8656 is the source of this 501-nucleotide messenger RNA. RefSeq names its product ubiquitin-conjugating enzyme E2-18 kDa. Gene Ontology annotation, cellular component: endoplasmic reticulum; cytosol. The record is from RefSeq and is a predicted model, not a curated record. Lineage: Eukaryota; Fungi; Ascomycota; Eurotiomycetes; Chaetothyriales; Herpotrichiellaceae. The transcript has 2 exons. The coding region runs from base 1 to 501 and encodes 166 amino acids.
AUGGGCUCAAACGUAGCUUCAAAGCGACUUUUUCAAGAGUACAAAGCUCUCUUGACGAAUCCACCUCAGGGCAUAACCGCAGGGCCGGUAACUGAAGAUGACCUGUUCGUAUGGGAGGCCCUGAUCGAAGGCCCCGAAGGGACACCGUACGACGGUGGCAUCUUUCCUGCCGAGCUCAGAUUCCCCAAGGACUAUCCUCUGAAUCCUCCCAAGAUGAAGUUCCUCGGGGAGAUCUGGCAUCCUAACGUAUACACCAACGGCGAAGUCUGUAUAUCUAUUUUGCAUCCUCCUGGCGACGAUCCGAACCACUACGAGAGUGCGUCUGAGCGGUGGUCACCUAUACAGAGCGUGGAGAAAAUACUUAUAUCCGUCAUGUCCAUGUUGGCCGAGCCCAACGAUGAGAGCCCGGCCAACGUAGAAGCCGCAAAAAUGUGGAGAGAGCGACGUCCAGAGUUUGAAAAGAAGGUUAGACAGGGAGUGAGGCGGUCACUGGGUCUUUGA